UGACCACUGUCUGAAUUCCCACUCUCUCUCACACACCCCUGAAACCUCUCCCACACUGUUUCAAAAUUUCAGCUUUUCUCCCCUCUUUUGAUCCCCAAUUUCCGCCCUCCCCACCAAAAUGCAGCUCCUCGCCGCCCUCCUCCUCCUCCUCCUCCUCACCUCCGCCGCCGCCAAAUCGACCAUCGAGCCCUGCUCCAACUCCGGCUCGUGCCCCGCCCUUGUCGGCUACACCCUCUACACCGACCUCAAAGUCUCGGAGCUGGCCUCCCUCUUCUCCGCCGACCCCAUCUCCCUCCUCCUCGCCAACUCCAUCGACAUCUCCCUCCCCGACGUCGAGAACCACAUCCUCCCCUCCCAGCUCUUCCUCAAAAUCCCCGUCUCCUGCGCCUGCGUCGACGGCAUCCGCAAGUCCUCCUCCGUCACCUACAACACCCGCCCCGCCGACACCCUCGCCUCCAUCUCCGCCGCCGUCUACGCCGGCAUCGUCUCCCCCGACCAGAUUCGCGACGCCAACCCCACCGCCGACCUCUCCGACCCCUCCGUCAUCGCCGUCGGCACCCCCCUCUCCGUCCCCCUCCCCUGCACCUGCUUCAACAACUCCGACAACAACCUCCCCGCCGUCUACAUGUCCUAUGUCGUCAAAGACGUCGACACGCUCUCAGGCAUCGCCGCCAGAUACGUCACUACUGUUAGUGACUUGAUGAAUGUCAAUGCGCUUUCCUCCGCCGAGAUUAAGGAUGGCGACAUUCUCGCCAUUCCUCUCUCUGCUUGUGCUUCAAACUUCCCAAGAUACUCCUCCGACUACGGCUUGGUUGUGCCAAACGGGAGUUAUGCUAUAACUGCUGGCCACUGUGUGCUGUGCAGCUGUGGACCAGGCAGUCGCAACUUAUACUGCCAACCGGCUCCGCUGGCAGUGUCUUGUUCAAGCAUGCAGUGUAGAUACAGCAAUCUGAUGAUCGGAAACAUUACCGCACAGCCAUCAAGUGGCGGAUGCAAUCUCACUUCUUGCAGCUACAAUGGUUUCGUCAACGGAACCAUUGGUUCAACGCUGUCGACGUAUCUCCAGCCUCGAUGCCCAGGGCCUCAACAAUUUCCGACACUCAUUGCUCCGCCUACAUCGCUCCCGGAUUCGUACUUUGCUCCAGCACCAUCACCAUCAGAAGCCGGUGGCAUUCCAUCAACGAACCCCAGGUCCGUAGUACCCUCGACUGGCGUAGCUUUUGGACUCCCGCCAGCAGGUGGACCAGCCGGAAGUGCCUCUGGGGCCUCGGACGCUCGCUCACUGAUGGAUCGAGUAACGGCCUUUCCCGUUGCCCUCGUGUUAGGUCUCGCUGUCAAGUUCGUACUCUCAACGCCCUUAUAAACUCCGAUCUCCUCAUUCAACUCGUGGGAUGGGACCUUAUUUUGGUUGGUUUAGGUCUCAUGGAAUUCAGACAAUUGUUGUUGAGAAAAUCAGCUUUGGCUGUGCCAUUCCUUAUUUUCUUUAAAAUUCUGCUGUUGACACUUUGUAGAAGAAUUGAUGUGUAGCUAUUGUCCUAUUUUCAUUUUUUUUUGUAUCAUGUUUCAUUUAAUCCAACAACAUAAUUUUUGUG
Messenger RNA from Salvia hispanica, 1592 nucleotides. It is a transcript of the gene LYM1, whose product is annotated as lysm domain GPI-anchored protein 1 precursor. NCBI's taxonomy places the organism in Eukaryota, Viridiplantae, Streptophyta, Magnoliopsida, Lamiales, Lamiaceae. The record is from RefSeq and is a predicted model, not a curated record.